Molecule: messenger RNA, 1529 nt
Organism: Cuscuta campestris
Lineage: Eukaryota; Viridiplantae; Streptophyta; Magnoliopsida; Solanales; Convolvulaceae
Source: the annotation of a GenBank genome assembly
UCGUCCUCCUCCAUCAUCCAUCCAUCGGAACCUCGACUUCUCCGUCGGUCUCUCGACUGAAUUGAAUCAUUACCGUGUCUCUGUAACCAUGGCCGUCAAGAAGAGCGUGAGUUCCCUGAAGGAGGCAGAUCUGAAGGGAAAGAGAGUCUUCGUCAGGGUGGAUCUCAACGUUCCAUUGGACGAUAGCUUGAAAAUCACCGAUGACACCAGAGUCCGCGCCGCCGUCCCCACCAUCAAGUACCUCAUGGGAUACGGAGCUCGUGUUAUCCUCUCUUCUCAUCUCGGUCGCCCGAAAGGGGUCACACCAAAGUACAGCUUGAAACCUCUCGUGCCUAGAUUGUCUGAACUCCUUGGCAUUGAGGUCAAGAUGGCCAAUGGUUGCAUUGGUGAGGAAGUGGAGAAAUUGGUUGCUCAAAUCCCAGAUGGUGGUGUUUUGCUUCUGGAAAAUGUGAGAUUCUACAAAGAGGAAGAGAAGAAUGAUCCCGAGUUUGCAAAGAAGCUUGCCUCCCUUGCAGAUUUGUAUGUUAACGAUGCAUUCGGAACUGCCCAUAGAGCUCAUGCUUCCACAGAGGGAGUUGCCAAGUUCUUGAAACCGGCUGUUGCUGGAUUCCUUAUGCAGAAGGAGCUUGACUAUUUAGUUGGAGCUGUGACUAGCCCUAAGAAGCCAUUUGCUGCCAUUGUUGGUGGAUCAAAAGUGUCCACUAAAAUUGCUGUGAUUGAGUCACUGUUGGAAAAGGUUGACUUGCUAUUGCUGGGUGGAGGGAUGAUCUUCACUUUCUACAAGGCUCAAGGACACAAUGUUGGGUCCUCUCUCCUGGAGGAGGACAAGCUUGACCUAGCCACUUCUCUCAUUGAGAAGGCCAAGGCUAAAGGAGUCUCAUUGCUGCUUCCUACUGAUGUUGUGGUCGCUGACAAGUUUUCUGCUGAUGCUAACAGCAAGAAGGUUAGCGCUACUGAAAUUCCUGAUGGGUGGAUGGGGUUAGAUGUUGGACCUGACACAAUCAAGUCUUUUGGUGAAGCUUUGGAUGCCACCCAAACUAUCAUAUGGAAUGGGCCUAUGGGUGUGUUUGAGUUUGACAAGUUUGCUGCCGGGACUGAGGCCAUAGCAAAGAAAUUGGCAGAGCUUAGCGGGAAGGGAGUGACAACAAUCAUUGGAGGGGGAGAUUCUGUUGCAGCGGUCGAGAAGGUUGGGCUUGCAGAAAAGAUGAGCCAUAUCUCAACGGGAGGCGGUGCUAGCCUUGAGCUGCUCGAGGGGAAAAUGCUCCCCGGUGUUCUUGCACUUGAUGAUGCUUGAUUGAGAGCACCUGGGGUUUUGUUUCUCUCAUUUUCAUUACUUUUUCUUGGCUUUCUCCUUUUGGUUUUUUACCCACCAGAGGUGGGUAGUAUUAGGCUCUCUAAGAUAGUAAGUGGUUUAAUGUUUGAAUAAACUUUGCAGCCAAUUUUCUUGGCUUCAUUUUUCAAGACAUGUGGCUUUUGCACAUCACACAUCUGGUGUUUUUAUACUCCAACAAUAAAUUCACAUAUAUCUU